Rhinolophus ferrumequinum (greater horseshoe bat) is the source of this 20958-nucleotide messenger RNA. RefSeq names its product ribosomal protein S6 kinase A5 (gene RPS6KA5). The record is from RefSeq and is a predicted model, not a curated record. Gene Ontology annotation, molecular function: ATP binding; magnesium ion binding; protein serine/threonine kinase activity. Bases 353 to 2743 code for a protein of 796 amino acids. Gene Ontology annotation, biological process: intracellular signal transduction; regulation of DNA-templated transcription; protein phosphorylation. The transcript is spliced from 17 exons. NCBI's taxonomy places the organism in Eukaryota, Metazoa, Chordata, Mammalia, Chiroptera, Rhinolophidae.
CGGAUUGCCCAAUGGAAGCCGGCGUUGACAGAUGCGCGCGCUCUGUGCCCAAUAAGCGAUGGCGGCUCGAAUGGCUCCUGUACCUUGCUGGCUGUGGGCGGAGCGGCUUGAAGGAGGAGGCGGCGGACCAGGGGGCGGUUUGGUUGCGCGGUACUAGCGGUGCCCGCCGUAGGGGGAGGAGGCGGAGGAGCGAGCCGUGCGGCCAGAGCGGGAAAGAGACUCGUCUCUGCGUCCGAGUGCUGGAGCCGCCGCACCGCGGCUCCUGGGGCUGCAGCGGGAGCUGUGAGGGGCCGGGCGUCCUCUGUCUCUCGGGUCCCCUUGUAGAGCCCCGCGGGAUCGGAAAACGGAGAAGAUGGAGGAGGGCGGCAGCGGCGCCGCGGGGACCAGCGGGGACGGAGGCGCCGGGGGAGAGCAGGUCCUCACUGUCAAGCACGAGCUGCGGACGGCAAAUUUAACAGGACAUGCUGAGAAGGUGGGGAUUGAAAAUUUUGAGCUCCUGAAGGUCCUAGGAACUGGAGCUUACGGAAAAGUGUUUCUCGUUCGUAAAAUAAGUGGUCAUGAUGCUGGAAAGCUGUAUGCCAUGAAAGUUUUGAAAAAGGCAACAAUAGUUCAAAAGGCCAAAACCACCGAGCACACAAGGACAGAACGACAAGUCCUAGAGCACAUCAGGCAGUCGCCAUUUUUGGUGACAUUGCACUACGCCUUCCAGACAGAAACCAAGCUUCAUCUCAUUUUAGAUUAUAUAAAUGGUGGAGAACUUUUUACUCAUCUUUCUCAAAGAGAGCGUUUCACAGAGGAUGAAGUGCAGAUCUAUGUCGGAGAGACUGUGCUCGCCCUCGAACACCUCCACAAGUUGGGGAUUAUAUACCGUGACAUUAAGCUUGAGAAUAUUCUACUUGAUUCUAAUGGCCAUGUGGUGCUGACAGAUUUUGGUCUGAGUAAGGAGUUUGUGGCUGAUGAAGCUGAAAGAGCAUAUUCCUUUUGUGGAACUAUUGAAUACAUGGCACCAGAUAUCGUCAGAGGGGGAGAUUCAGGACAUGACAAGGCAGUAGACUGGUGGAGUUUAGGUGUUCUAAUGUAUGAAUUACUAACCGGAGCAUCUCCUUUCACUGUUGAUGGAGAGAAGAAUUCCCAAGCUGAGAUAUCUAGGAGAAUAUUAAAAAGCGAGCCUCCAUAUCCCCAAGAGAUGAGUGCUUUAGCUAAAGACCUCAUUCAGCGUCUUUUGAUGAAAGAUCCCAAGAAAAGAUUGGGAUGUGGUCCACGUGAUGCGGAUGAAAUCAAAGAACAUCAUUUUUUUCAGAAAAUCAAUUGGGAUGAUUUAGCUGCCAAAAAAGUGCCCGCACCAUUUAAACCAGUCAUCCGAGAUGAAUUAGAUGUGAGUAACUUUGCAGAAGAGUUCACAGAGAUGGAUCCCACCUACUCUCCCGCAGCGCUGCCCCAAAGUUCCGAGAGGCUGUUUCAGGGCUACUCCUUUGUUGCGCCUUCUAUUUUGUUCAAGCGCAAUGCAGCCGUCAUAGACCCUCUUCAGUUUCACCUGGGAGUUGAACGUCCUGGGGUGACAAAUGUUGCCAGAAGUGCAAUGAUGAAGGACUCUCCAUUCUAUCAACACUAUGACCUAGAUCUGAAGGACAAACCAUUGGGAGAAGGAAGUUUUUCAAUUUGUCGAAAGUGCACACACAAAAAAAGUAACCAAGCGUUUGCAGUCAAAAUAAUCAGCAAAAGGAUGGAAGCCAAUACUCAGAAAGAAAUAACAGCUCUGAAACUCUGUGAAGGACACCCCAAUAUUGUGAAAUUACAUGAAGUUUUUCAUGAUCAGCUUCACACUUUCCUGGUGAUGGAACUUCUGAACGGGGGAGAGCUGUUUGAACGCAUUAAGAAAAAGAAACACUUCAGUGAGACAGAAGCCAGCCACAUCAUGCGGAAGCUUGUUUCCGCCGUAAGCCACAUGCACGACGUCGGAGUGGUUCACCGAGACUUGAAACCCGAGAAUUUAUUGUUCACUGACGAAAAUGACAAUUUGGAAAUUAAAGUAAUUGAUUUUGGGUUUGCACGCCUAAAGCCGCCCGAUAAUCAGCCUCUCAAGACACCGUGCUUCACUCUUCAUUACGCUGCCCCCGAGCUCCUGAAUCAUAAUGGCUACGAUGAGUCCUGUGACCUCUGGAGUUUGGGUGUCAUUCUGUAUACCAUGUUGUCAGGGCAAGUUCCGUUCCAAUCUCAUGACAAAAGUUUGACGUGUACCAGUGCAGUGGAAAUCAUGAAGAAAAUUAAAAAGGGAGAUUUCUCCUUUGAAGGAGAAGCCUGGAAGAAUGUAUCUCAAGAGGCUAAAGAUUUGAUCCAAGGACUUCUCACAGUCGACCCAAAUAAAAGGCUUAAAAUGUCUGGCUUGAGGUACAAUGAAUGGCUUCAGGAUGGCAGUCAGCUAUCCUCAAAUCCUCUCAUGACUCCCGAUAUCCUGGGAUCUUCAGGAGCUGCUGUGCACACCUGUGUGAAAGCCACCUUCCACGCCUUUAACAAAUACAAGAGAGAGGGGUUUUGCCUUCAGAAUGUCGAUAAGGCCCCUUUGGCCAAGAGAAGGAAAAUGAAAAAGACCAGCACCAGCACAGAGACACGCAGCAGCUCCAGCGAGAGUUCUCAUUCUUCUUCCUCUCACUCGCACGGUAAAACGACACCUACAAAGACCCUGCAGCCAAGCAAUCCUGCUGACAGUAGUAACCCAGAGACCCUCUUCCAGUUCUCGGACUGAACGGCACAGGAAUGGUAGGAAUGUCGCCUGUGAUCCUUUGCACCUUUAGUCCCCUCAGCGUAUGCCUGAGGCGAGGUUUUGUGCUUUUAAAAAAAACGUGUCCCAUUGGUCUCAUUGGAAUCUGCCUCUUAGGGAAUUUUUUCAGGAAAGCCCCGUUGGUUAUCCUUGUCCACAAACACUGGACGGAGAAUGUUACUGUGAAUAAAGCACGUGUUACACUGUGUGGCGACCUGUCGUGAUGCCAGCAGGACUAUUCUUGAAAGAGCAAAGGCACUUACAAGUGUAAUCAGAGACUGGCUAGAUUUGAACUGUGCACGGAAUGAGUCACAGGUUUUGCAGCUGUCUGCCCGCAAGAGUUACUCCUGCGAUGAGGACACCUUUUGCUUCGCCUUGUGGAUUUUUAAGAGAUUUGCACUUUUGAACAGUGAUUUAUCAGAGAAAAAUGUCUGUUUUCAAAAAGAUUCUGUAGUGAAUUUUAUGUGUGGCAUAUACUUACUUCUUGAGAGAGGAUUUUAACUUAUUGUUUUUAUUUUAUGGUUACAUGGUGAUAACCUGUUAUGAAUCUUUCUAAAACGUAAAAGAAAAGAUGUCAGAACUUACAGUCCCAGGCGCUAUAUUCGGGACCCACCUGAGACGCAUGCUAAGCUACAUAUGUUUUUAGUUUUGCACUGCUCUUUCCUGGCAAUUUGUUCUAAUGGUUACUGCAAAACAUUAAGGUACAGGUGUCUGUUUUAAGUAAUAUUGCACUUUAUAAAAGAAUAUGAAUAAAGCAAACUGUUUUAUAAAGUGCACUGUUUAAAGCAUAUGUACUGUAUUUUUGCAUUUUUUCCAUUGUGUACUUUAAAUUUGUCCUCACAUCCCCCCUCGUACUUGGUUUGCAACAAAGAGAACAGGCCGUGUGGUGUAAUGUCAUCUUGUGCCACUUAGGUUCCGAUGUGAGGAAAACCUGAAGGGAAAUUCUUUUAAACACUGUGCUUCAUAUUUGUACACUGUGUUGUGCGGCAGUGAGGCAUUUCCUCCUGUAGCCAGAUAUUAUGUACAUAAUAUUUUAGAAUUAUAACUAUAACUUGUUUUGAAAUUUUUCUGUUAAAUUUUAAAUCCAGAAAGCCUAUUUUAUAAACUUAUACAGAGCACUUUUAUUGCUCAAAAGUUCUGAAUUCAUACAGAAAACAAGUGCUAUGUGAUGAAGACAUUUUACUGAAAGAUUGCUGCAUUUUAAAAUAUGAUUAAUUCAUUCCCUAUGCAAAAAAAAAAGGAGUGGUAGGAUUCGUAUAUUACAUUUUCUUUUAAAGCCAUCACAUGAAAUGUCAGGACUGAGAAAGGUGGUAUUUGUUUACAGGAAUCAUGCUUUAAAAAUAAUGCCCAACAUGUGCAUUUUAUAGUUUUUGUUAAUGAUAACUCUGGCACAUUGAUUUGGAACUUGGGCAUGAUAUUUAUUUAUUCCUUUCUUGAGAUAAUAGCAGCAUUAAUUUCAGCCAGUUAUGAAUACUAAAAAUAUUGCAUUCUAUGUAAUAGUAGUAUAUUUAUUACUAAAUCAAUGUAUAUAUUAAUAGCACAGGCAACAAAAAUGGCAAAUAUUAAAGUAUUUUCAAAAUAUUGUUUUAUCCUGUUCCCAUUUUUGUCCACAAUGGUUAUUGGAAAUAACUUUUUAUACUUUUCAGUGGCCCAAAUGGCUACAUAAUUCUCACUGAGACAGUUGUAUUCCUAGCUUUUUCAGUCGCUCCUUGUAAUGAUAGGAAAUCUUACAUGAAGUAUUACCAAACUAUAUAUAUAGCUAAUUCACAAAAUGUGAUUCCAUCAUGCACAGAUUUAUAGUAAUUAAGAAAAUGUCCAUUUAUACCUAUAGUUAUGUAGACUAUAUUUGGAAAUGUGUGACUUAACUCGAGUCAUUUUUAAAACUGCAUCCUGUUGGAAAAUACUAAUUGUAAACUAGAAGGGCUGUGUUGGUAAUGGAAAGGGAUCCAGAAAAAUGGUCAGUGUGCCCUAAUGAUUGAUGAUGUAAUUGACUCAUUGUGAAGAUUGGAAAUCAAUGGGUUUCAUUGUCAUUUAUUUUCCUUGCCUUCUCAUCUGGAGGACAUGACAGAAAACGAAAUGGGUGAAACAAAAGGCAGAUUAAGAGAAAGGAAAGAGAUGUCUGAGACCUCAAUUUAUGAGCCUCCCUGAAUAAUCUAGUUUGUUUGGGCUUUUGAGAAAAGCUGGAAAACACUGAGUACUGCCCUCUUGUCGAGUGUCUUCUAUACCAGAAAAGACAGCAUCUGAUGCUAGUUUAUAGCAGUUAAGUUGUGUGCAGGCUGUUCGGGAAUAGUGAAAUGCACUUUAAAAUUCACAGAGUUUUCAUUUUGUCACAUCAAAAAUAAACCAAAAAGUGCUUCAUAUGAAAAUGUUAAAUUAAAGGGCUCUUUUGGUAUCAGGAGUGAAAUAGAAGUAGAUCUAAGGAAAAAAAUACACAUACAUUCUCUUUAUAACAAUUUUGGAGAUAGAGCCCAAUCACCCCUUCCCUUCUUCCCUUAUUGAUUUUAUUCUAUGUUGUUUUCAUAGCAUCAUAAAUCUUGACUCAUAUCAUCUAUUUUAUAACUACAUAUGGCUGAUUGAGAGACAAGAUUCAGAAAAGGAAGGAAAUACAGGAAAGAAAUUUUAAAAUACCAGUUUCUUCUAAUUACUGUGCCAGAUCCUAUGGCUGAGUGAGUUAAAUUAGCUAUUUUGAAAAUCAUUAAUUCUUCUAAACCUCCAUAAAAUAAUAAAUCACUGAACCACUGGAAUAGAAAAUCAAGUCUCGAAUUAAUUUCAACAUGCUUGUUUGUCUUGAAGUUGGAGAUUCAUUUAUCCAUGGAAAACUGCCUUUUAAUUUUUUUACGUUUCUGCUGAUUUCUUCAAUAACUAUAAAAGGUGAAAUUUUAAAUAUAAGGUAAGUUAUUUUAAAGAAAUCUGCUAGAAUAACAGCGACUACUUUUUUAAAUAGGGAAUUCCUUUGUAUCUCAUUUUAUUUUUUAAAUAUGUUUCAAAUACUUUAUAAAAAUAUAUAAUUUAUUGCCCACUUGUUCACCUUGCCCCCAAUUCAAACACCAGUUAUUGUCAUAUUUAUUAAAUCAGGGUCCCUCAAAAUAGUGAAAAAUUUCUGAAUCAUUGGCCCUGUAUGUGUCUUAGACCACUUAAUUGUUUUGGAUGUUCUCCCAAUGACCGAUAAUAACAUGAUUUGGGUAUUUGUGUUAUCUAAUAUUCUUUGAGAUCUAAGUAAAAAGGUUAAAUUCUGAUACGCCGCUUAUACUAUAUCAAAAUAAUUUUCUUAUAGAUGAAUUAUUGUAAUGAUGAAAUAUGUUAAAGUAUAUGAUUUGGCCCCUCAAAUGUCUUAUACUGUGAACACCCCAGUUUCUGACUUUUGAUUACUCAUAACCCCCCCAUGAGUGUCCAUCUUCAUUUGAUACCUUUAUUUAGCACUAAAAUGAAUGUUGCAGGCUCUAAUGAAAUUCGGAAUUUAAAUGUGAUUAUAAAACUCAAAGAAUGGAAAAGUAAUCACUAAGAUAACAAAGCAAUUAUGCAUCAAUUAUUGUAAGUAUAACCUACCCAGAGGACAUAGCUGCUACAGCAACAUAGAGGUUUUAUUCUGUCUUGUUAGGUGACUUCACUCCAAUUUGUGACAUUCCUUAGAACAUUUUCCUUAAGAGUAGUUAUUUAAAUUUUGUCUAUAUAAGGAAAAACAUGUAUGUUCAAGGGGGCAACAAUUUUCGGCUUCAGGACAUUUGGUUAGUCUCAUUUCAUUCCUCAUCUUCAGCAUUUCUUACUUUUUGGCUUUCAAGAUACUGUCUUUGUAUGCCCAGCUCCCCGUUAUGUGAUUAAGUAAUCGAUGCUUUUCUUCCCCAGGGCAGUCAUCCACCUUUUAGUUCAUGAAUCUGUGGAUUAAGCAGGUGCCAAUAUUUCAUAUUUUGCUUCUAUGAGACAGAAAAGGAGUAAAAACCUAAAGUGACUCCCAAAUAUAUCCUUCUUGACCUUUUCAUAGGAGUGCAAAGUAGGUCUGGUUGCUGGCCAGCCAUUUCCUUUCUGUUAUUUCUUGUGAUCGCAUGGUAAACGCUUGAUAGUUUGCAUUUAGGAGACUUGGGUUAAAAGGCAGGAUUCUUCGGGGUUAUUGAUCAGGCUUAAUUUUCCUGCAGUAUUUCUGCUGGAGUAGGUGGAAGCACAUUUUGUAAUAUUUUUCUAGUUAGAGUGAUGUUUAGGUUAUUCUAAGGAGUUGACUACUUCAGAUAAGUUGAGUUAGUAUUUACUACAGAGCUGUUCUCCAGAGCACAGGAUACUGGGAUAAUACUUAGCAUUAAGUUGUUCGCAUUACUCUUUUCCAUUGCAUUAAUUUAUCAUUUGUACAGUUUUAUAAAAUUUAUCUCUUAGCUAAAAAAAAAAAUUCUACUUUUGUUCUUGUUCCUUCCUAUAUUGAGCAGUUUUUAUCUUUUCACUUAUGUUUGAAAGUCCUCCUAUGUUAAAAAGAGAAGAAAACAGAACCCCCAAAAUGUCAUGACAAAAGGAAAUUUCAGUGGUAGAAACAAAAUACUAUAGAUUUAUUCUCUGGCAUUUCUGCUUGUAGAUGGAUUGAAAAAUCAUUGUUUCUGUUGUUUCCUUUGUUUGAAAAUCCAGUAAGGUCAAGGAACUUGACACUCUUAACUGCAGUUUCAUUUUUAACUUUAUAAGAGGUAGUUAUGUAAGAUGUGCACUGUUUUGUUGGAAUGGAUAUGUGAUCAUUCUCUUCAUUAAAGACCUGUUGCUGUGGUAGACAUCUGAUUACUCAUAACAGUUUAUUUUAGGUACUAUAGUGCUAUUCUAGUUGCUCAAAUUAUAAAUACUGGUAAAGGGGGAGAUCAAAUGUAAAAUAAUUCUCAUUCUUUUGAUGAAUCUAAAAGGAAAUAUAAAGGUGCUAUAUUACAUAUAAAGUUAAUGUUUUAGUAGUACGAUUUUGAAAACUAUCCCUCCAAAGUUUACUGGCAUGAAUUUUUAUAAAGAAGAAGAGAAAACCACAUAUAUACACACUGAGAGGAAUUUUUAAAAGACUGGCAUUUUAACGUGUAGCUGGUAUGCUUGUCUAAAAUGGCAUUCAUCCUUAGGUAUUGACAAUACUCUAAGGGGCAAUAAUCUGUGUAACUAUGUAAAUUCUUCCACAGCUUUACAUAAAGAUUGGAAUUUGUCUUACUAGAAAAUCAAUGGAAGAUAAAAAAGAUGAAAACCAUUGUUUUUCUUCUGUUCUACAUGGACAGUUCAAAGUAUAGUCAAGCCACAGUUCAAACAUAUGUCUUUUCCAUCCAUUGCCAUGUGUGCUGUCUUCAUUAGCUGCAGAAAAGUCAUACUUUUUCAUGCAUCGCUUUUUCUGUUUUCCAGUUACCCGACCUCACACAUGAAUGCAUCCCUACACUGAAAUCUCACUCACUACUUCUUCAUGUACUGACUAAUGUUUAUAGGUUGUAGUUAAGGUCAGAGAAAUUACUCCAUUGGGACAGACAAGGGAAAAAAUGGGGAUGAAAAUGACGUAGGAAUAAGGAGGGAAUGACACUGUGUGAAAAAGUGAGCACCUUACAACUCUGAGACACAAACAUAGGGCUCCUUUACAAAAGUGCUAUUUCAAAGGCCAUACAGACAAAUCUCUUUUAAAAAUUGUAUCUACUAUGUGGAUAAAUUAAUGUAUUUAACAUGUCUACGCGGGCUUUAUAAGGCGGUCGUUGUCUUCUAGGAGGCCCUUGUGAUAACUUUCUCCUCUAUUUCCCUACUUUCUCCUCAACUAUUCCUGCUGCCUUCUGCCCACACCACUUCUACCCUAUGGCCAAAGGGACCAGUCCAAAUGGAGCACGCAGACUGCAUACAGUGAUCAUGUUUUUUAAAACUUGUAUUGCAGUUUGUAGCAUGUAAAGUGCCCAGAUCUUAAGUGCCCAGCUCAGUGAAUUUUUACAUUUGUAUGCGCCCAUGUGUGUAAUCGCCAUCUAGAUCAAGCUGAGGCUCCAGUCCAUACUCUGACAUCCCCACCAUGCUGACUUCUGUCACCACAGAUGAGUUUUGCCUGUUCUUGACCUUUUUUGUAAAUGGGAUCGUACAGUCUGUAGUCUGUUGUGUCUGGUUCUAGUUGAUUGUCAUUAUGUCUGGGAAAUUCAUCUUCAUGGUUGCCAGCAAUGUGCUCUGUUUCGUAACUGUCGUAUUCUGUCAGAUGAGUGUAUCACAACCUGUCCGUUCUACUGUGGAUGAGCAUUUGAGUUGUUGAAAUUUUUAGCUUUUCUGUGUAAAGCUGCCAUGAGCAUUCCUGCAUAUAUCUUUUAGUGGACAUGUGCACUCAUUUCUCUUGGGUUUAUACAUAAGAAUGAAACUAAGUUAUAGGAUGGAUGUAUAUUUAGGUUAUAGAAGAUACCACCAAAUAGUUUCCAACAGUGAUUGUACCAGUUCACACUCCCACCACAAUGUGUGUGAGUUCCAGUUAUUCUACGUCCUCAUCAAUACUUGGUACCAUCUGCCUUAUUAGUUUUAACCAUUCUGGGAAGGGUAUGUUUCAUUGUGGGUUUAGCCAUUUUGGGAAGCAUAUAUUUUAUUGUGGUUUUAAUGUGCAUUUCUAUGAGAAGUAAUGACAUGUGGAACACCUUUUUAUAUCUUUACUAGCCGUUUGGAUAUUCUCAUUUGUUCAGCGCUGUUCAGGUCACUUGUUCAUGUUUUUGGGGUUGUCUUGUCUUUUUCCUGUUGAUUUGCAAAAGUUCUUUACAUAUGUUUGGUAUGAGUUUUUUUGAAUAAUCUAUUAUUAUAAAUAUCUUCUCUGUGGUUUGCUUUUCCACUUUCCAAAUGGUUUCCUUAAAGGAUCAGAAAGUAAUAAUUGUUAUGAAAUCCAAAUUAUCAACCUUUUAUGGUUAAUGAUUUCUGCGUCCUGUUUGAUAAAUCUUACCCCAAGAUUAGGAAGAUAUUCUUAAAUUCUUCUAAAAGCUUUAUUGUCUUACCAUUCACAUUAGGCCUAUGAUCUGUCUAGCGCUGAUAUUUGUAGUGUGAGAUAGGAGCCAAAGUUCACUUACUUCCAUAUGAGUAUUCACUGGACCCAGCACAAGGUAUUGUAAGGCUCAGUGCAUCGCAGUUGCAAUUUUUAUAAAGGCUUCAUAUCUGGGAAUGUCAGACCUCUAACUUUGAUCUUUCAUAUAGUCUUGGCUAUUCUUAACCCUUUGCAUUUCCAUAUACAUUUUAGAAACAUCUUGUCGAUAUUCCUGUGGGAGGUAGGGGAAGGAAUAUCUAUUAGGAUUUAAUUGGUUUUGUAUUGAAUAUACGAAAAGGUCAGACAAUCAAGUUCACGAACUUUCCACCGUGCACUUAAAUGGUGGAAAGUUCACAAGCUAAAUUGUCUGACCUUUGUAUAUUUCAGGAGAAUUUAUAUUGUCUCAGAGCGAUAUACAAACACAGUAUAUCCCUCUGUUUACUUAGGUCUUCUUUAAUUUGUCUCAGAAAUGUUUUAAGAUUUACAUGUAGAGGUUAGACUUAUUUCUAGAUUUUUUAUUUGUUUGUAUUUUAUUAUCUAAUCCUUUUUUAUUAGUAUAAAGAAAUCUAAUUGAUUUUUUAAUUGCCUUUGCAUCUAGCAACUUUACUAAAUUCACUUUAAUUAUGAUAAUUCUAUAGAUUCUUUUGUAUUAAUUCACGUAUAUAAUCAUUUCUGCCGUAAAUAAUGAUAGUUUCAUUUCCCCCUUUUUCCAAUUUUACUUUUCUUGCCUUAUUGAGCAGACUAGGACUUCUAGCAAAAUGUUGGAUAGAAGUGGUGACAGUGGACCUCUUUGACUUGUUCCUGAACUCAAAAUAAGAAUUCAGUAAUUCACCCUUCAAUAUGGUGUUUGCUAUAAAUUUUUAAUAGAUACCAUUUACCAAAUUAAGUGGGUUUUUUUUACUCCUAGUUUUCUGAGAGUUUUUAUUAAAUGCUUUACUACCUCUAUUGAGAUGGUCAUGUGCUUUUUUCCCUUUAUUCUCUUAUAGUGACAAAUUACACUAAUUGCUUUUCAAAUACUGCAUUCCUGGGAUGAACCCUAUUUGGUCAUGUUAUUUUAUUCUUUUCAUAUAUCAGUGGAUUAAGUGUGCUAUUAGGUUGUUGCAAAAGUAAUUGCGGUUUAAAAGGUUAAAAAUAAUUGCAAAAACCACAAUGAUUACAGCAACAACCUAAUAAUAUUUGGCCUGAGGUUUUUGAGUUGUCUUUUAAUUGGAGUAUCUAGUGCAUUUACAGUUAAUGUAAUUAUUGAUUACUGGUUUUAAAUCUAUCAUCUCAGUUUGUUUUCCAUUUGUCCCAUUUCCUUUUGUUCCUUUGUUUCUCCUUUUCUGCCCUUCUUUUGAAUAAACCAAGUAUUCUCUAUUACCAUUUUCCCUACCAUGUUAAUUGUUGGAGAGUUUUUAAUUCAUUCAGCAGUAAACUUCUUUUGAAUAAACCAAGUAUUCUCUAUUACCCAUUUUUUCCCUACCAUUUUAAUUGUUGGAGAGUUUUUAAUUCAUUCAGUAGUAACCUUAGAAAUUACAACAUGCAUCUUUGACUUACCACAAUCUACCUUAAAUUGGUGCAUUGCUGCUUUCCAACAAUUUAAGAACUUUUUCAGUUUAAAUCUGUUUACCCCCUCCUUCCUUUUGUGUUGUCACAUAUUUUACCUCUGUAUUCUAUAUGUAUUUUAAGCCUCAAAACACAUUUGAUUAUUAUUACUACUACUAUCUGCUUUACAGAAUCAGAAUUCGGUCUUAUUUACCCAUGUUGACUCUUUAUGAUAUUUUUCAUUCCAAUCUGCUUUUCCUUACUUUUAUCUGGAAUUAUCUUCCUUCGGCCUAGAGAUCUCUCUUUAGUAUUUCUCUUAGUGCCAGGCCUGCUGUCAAUGGAUUUUCUUGGCUUUUGCUUUUUGAAAACUUCUUUUGUUUUUAUUACCUUUUAUAACACCUAUGCUGAGUUAAAUUCACAUAUGCCAUUCACUCAAAGUGUACAAUUCAACAUUGCCUUUAAUUUUGAAGAAUAUUUUUGCUGGGGAUGAAAUUCUAGGUUCAGCACUUUCAAGAUAUCACUCCAUUCCUUAAUUUCUGUAGCAAAGUCAGUCAUCAGUCUUCCUGUUGCUCCUUUGCAGGUCAUAUGUCUUUUUUCCUCUGUCACUUUUAAGAUUUUUAUCUUUGUCUUUGGUUUUUACAAUUUGACUAUGAUAUACCUACGUGUGGUUUCUUUAUCUUUCCUAAGGAUAGUAAAUUUGUUGAAUCUGUUGGUGGAUGUUCUUCCUCAAUUUUGGAAAUUCUUAACCAGUAAUUAUUCAAAUAAUUUUUUCCAAUCCAUUCUCUCUCUUCCCUUUUCUAGGAUUCUUCCAAACCUCUUCAGCAUGUUCCGCAUAUGUAUUUUACAAUCUUUUCUGUGUUUUCCAUUUUUAUUUCUUCCUGUACUUCAAUCUGUGUAGUUUUCACUGACGUGUCUUCUAAUUCAUUUUUCCUCUGUUCUGCUGGAUCUAAUGAAUUUGAAUUUGAAUUUCACAUAUUGUAUUUUAAGUCUAAAAUGUUCAUUGACUUUUUUAUAGAUUCCAGGUCUCUGGUGAAAUUCUCAGUCGUUUUCUCUAUAAUGUUCUUGAACAUAUUAAUUUUCAAGUUCUUGUCUGAUAAAUCCAAAGCCUGAAUUACUCCCUAUUGAUUGUUUCUGUUGUCAAUAUAUGUGUAUUUUCUUUUGGUUUUCAUUCAUUGGGUCCAGCCUCAUAGGUUUGACUGACUACUAUACAUUGUGUAGUAGAGAUUGAAGAGGCUCUGCGUGUUACCUUCCUCCUAAGAUAGUUAUGUUUCCUUCUGCAGGUAGUUUGAGUAUAGGCGGAUCCCAUAAUCCUACUGAACGUUGAUUUUAGACUUUGUUAGGGCUGGUUUCAGUGUCUGCCCUUCUUCCUGGCACACAGCCUCUUUGGGUUCUCCACUGAAAAUCCAGGGUGUUUAUCAGGGCCACUUUACCUUGGUGGCUUCAAACUCCAACCACUGUCUCCUCGGCACCAAGAGCUGCUAAAAGCUCCCAGCUGCUGCUGCUGCUGCUGCUGCGUUUCUGGGGUCUCCCCUUGUGCGCGUGGGUUAGGAUCGGCAAACACCUCCAGGAGACAGUGGAGCAGCAUUUCAGACUUGCUCCCCUGAGGUUUCCUUCUCUCUGGGACUUUGCCCCUCCAGUCCGAGCUACUUUGGCAGCCUGAACUCCAACCUUUGUCUCCAACCAAGUAGGAUUGCUGCUUUGCGCUAGGAAUUUAUUUCCGGGGCCAGGAGUUUGCAGUGCCCUCAGAAAUCUGAAUGAGUGGGGCUCACACCAGGGUGCUUCCCUCCCUUCCUGUAGGGACUAUAGCUCCUUGAGUUCCCCCUGCAUGGGUUGCUCCCGAUGCCUAUAAACAGAUGUGAUGGGUGUUAUUUAGCUUUCAUAGUUUUUUUUCAGUUCCAGUCACAAGCUAUUCUGUUGUUGCCACAAGCAGAAAUCUGGUGGUAAUCAUUUCAAUCAUCGUUGUUAUUUCCCCACAGUGGCUUCACGCAGUUGACAACUUGGUUGUCACAGGUUCAGGUGGGAGGGCACCAGGUUUAUUCACGUGUUCCUUCAUACACUAGAUAUUUUUGGAACUCCUAGUCGAGCCAGGUACUGUUUGAGACUCAGGUACCACAGCAGUAAAUAAUAAGAUCUCUCUGCCACGUUGGGACUUUUAGCCACUUGUUUUGUAGAAAAGCUACUAAAGGGUUUCUGUACCAUACUUGUACUAAUUAAAGACUUUUCUUAUGUGUGACUGAGAGAGGACAGGCUGAGACCAAGACCUUUUGGAUUACAACACCUUUCUAUUUUAUACAAAUGUCUUUAGCCUUUUUAUAAACUCUGCACCUUAUUCACGCACAGUGCAUCAAACCUUGGCCCAUCUUUUGAAAGCUAAAAUAUUCUGCGUCAUUCCCUAUCUGUGAGUUUCUACGUCAUGCAGACAAAACAGACACCUGGAAAACUCACUCUUUGGAGUGCAAUUAUAUGACAACUAAGUUAAAACUCCAAGAACUAACUUAUGGAGAACAAACUUAGCUCUGAAAUCAUUCUAUGAAUGUCAACAUGAGAUCUGGUGGAGAACCAGCCUACUUGUGGUUUCUCAUUUUAACCUCAGUUCCUAAAAAACACUUCACAUGCUGCAAAGCACUAUUUAAUGCUUUGAGAUACUAAAAAUGCCUUGGUGUUCCCAGUCUUCCAGAAUAGCUUAAAUGUCACUGUUACCAAGAGAAAAGUCUAACCUGGGCACACGUCACUGUUUAUAGACAUUACGGUCAAAUCAAGAACUUUUUUCCUCUGUUCUUUGUUAUUCUCUCCCACUUCUGAAAGUUCACAUAUUCCAGAGAUGAUGAUUUGUACUUCCAAUUAUAAUCCACUUUUAUGUGAUCAAAAGGCAGUCACAGAACUAGACCAUCAUCAUCUAUACGAGCUCUGUAGGAACUAGGUACAGUCAGGGACGGUCAAGAAGCUUGAGCGCCUGGAAUCCUUGGAUCAGAGCCCUUUGGGAAGGGUUUAAGAACUCCCCGUGAAAGUCGAUGAAGCCAGACACAAAAAGUCACAUGUUGUAUGAUUCCAUUCACAGGAAAUGGACAGAAUAGGCAAAUCCAUAGGGACAGAAAGUAGAUUAGUGUGUUCCAGAGGAUGAUAGGAUGGGGAAAUGGGGUGUGACUGCUUCAUGGGUGUGGUUGAUGAGGUUUUGCGGUGAUGAAAAUGUUCUGGAAUUAAGUGGUAGUAAUGAUUGUACAAUGUUGUGAAUGUACUAAAAACCACUGGAUUGUACACUUAAAAUGCAGAAUUUUAUGUUAUGUGAAUGUUCUCUCUCUCACACACACACACACACACGCACACACAUACACACACGAACUACCAGCGAGAAAGCAUAGAGUUAUUUUGAGGAAGUUAGUUCUAACACCCUGCUAUUCAGAGAAUACCGUCCCCAGUCCUCUUUUCUUUGGCAAAACUGUUUGAAGCAUAAUUGAUAUUAUGGUUGGAAAAUCUUAUCUUACAAACAGAAAUUAAGUUCUGGGGGACAAAAUGAAUUUGUUUCUUGCAGGUAACGCCAAAAUCCCAGCCUAACAGAGAGAGGGCGCCUCCUUUGGUCACGUUCCUCACACGCCGCCCAGCCCCCCAAGUUGAAUAAUGGAGUAAUGUUUGGAUAGAUAGCAAGGUGCCCCGUGCUUUAAUGAUAAUCUCAUUCAGUUUGUCGUUACUUUUGUCUCCGCUCUAAGGGUUAAUCCUUUGCUUUUACCCUCAUUGUCAUAGUGGGACCACCAGGCUCUUGCUUUACAUACAUUGUUCUUGGGUGAUUGCUUUUCUCAAAUCUUUCCUUGUCUUACCUAUAUUAACUUUCUUUCAGAAGCAGGUUCAUUUGUGCAUUUACUGAAAUGUUCUUUAUUCAUGAAGUCAUUUGGAGCAGAUUUCUUUUUCUCAAACAUAAUACCAUUGAAAUUCUAGAAAAUUAUGCUGCUCGUGACUUUGCCAUUUUCCUAAGUAGUCAGAGGCUAUAUUGUCCCUUUAACUCACUGUGUACAGUUAAAAAUCUUUAUCUGUGACUAUUUAGACUCGUUGAAUGCAAAAAGUUUUGUCAACAUGAGAGCGAAUGUAUAAAUCUUUUUAUUCACCAGUUGAGAUAGCACAUGAAUCUUUGCUUUUGUUCCUGGCAAAGAUGAACUCUAUUGAAGAAAAUGAAUUAGACUUUGAAAUUUUCAAAAUGCUUUUUAUAGCAAAUGUAAAUAAAGUUGUUUCAAACUGCCAAUUGUUUUACAUAAAAUCUCUCUGUGAAGAAUACAUAUUGCAGCGCAAUAAGAUUAGUACUUUUUAUGCAUUUUGAAUAUAAAUGUUUUGAAGGUAUUUUUAAUAGUAACUAGCUAUUGAAAAUUCUUUCUUAUGGUAUUUAGAAUAAAGCACACCUCAAAUGUAUGAACAAGUAUGAGUAUUUUGUAUCAGUAGUCAAAUUGUUAUGUAUGUUUUAAAACGAGUGGGCUGGGAAGAUAAAUAUUUGUUUAUAAUUAGCAUUUUACUAAGUGGUUUGGAUAUAUCUUUUAGAUGUUUGAGUAAAGUCUACUGUCAGAGUAUCCCAGAUUUUUUUUAUUUCAGCGUCUGUGCUUCUGAGCCUAGAGUUGGCUUUUUAACAUCAGAAUACUCAAACUCUACUUACCUAAAAAGUCCAGAAAACUUUUUCUGAUAAUGAAUACAUUCAGUGAAAAACUUGACUCUUUAAAAAUUCUAAUUAGAAUUUAUACUGACUUAUUUGGACCCUGUAUAUAUUAUGAAACCUAAAAAGAUAACUAUUUGAGACUAUUGAUGUAUAAUCUUCAGUAUAUAGGCUUUUUAAAACAUUAGUUUCUGCAUUGGUUUCGUGUUAAGUGUUUUAGAUGUUAGCAGAUUAGAGUUAAGGGUUCGUUUUAAAUCUAGUAGCAUAUUUAGGGCUUAUUAAAUUACAAGUGUCAAUUUCAGAUCUUCAUACGGCAUUAUAAUUACUUAAAAUUAAGUUGCAUUAAUACGCUAUCUACACACAUACCUUCGUUUGGAGGAAAAAAUAUGAUUCCAUUUUUUAGUUACUUAACAAUUAACUUAGUUGUUACUAGUUACUUAAUAGUUUAAUAUUGUGAAAUGUACCUGUGUGUAUGUGUGUGUACACACAUAUAUUUGUAGCUUGCACAACACUUAAUAAGACUCAUUCCUUCGAUUGACUAUGCACUGCUAUGACCCAUCUAUACUGAAGGGAUGUGAGAUAUCUGCAUUCGUUUCUUUUUGAAUGAAAGAUAUGGAUACAAAUAGUUCAAACUAGUUACACCAGAUAGUUUCCUAAAGAGCUAAUAUAGCUGUUACAGGGCACACUUCCAGAGUUCUAGGGUUAUUUUAACGCACCUUUAAAGAUGGUUAGGGUUUUGAUUUAAUACAAAGGCUUCACAGUACUAAACUUUGGGUAUUUAAAACACCCAUGAAUAGUAGGUAUUUAUUUGUUUUUUUCAAAGAUUAAGUAACGAAUGUCUUUUAUUUACUUGAUUGAUUUUAUCUAGCCAUUACAAAUGUGAUGCUUAUUUUCUUAAUAGCUACUUAAUUAUUUGUGUCUUAAUGGGAAAUUUUCAUUUGAUUAGUAAACUGCGAGGUUUUGGGUUUUUGAAUUUUUAUGGUUGGUUUGGGGGAUUUUUGGGGGGCGGGGAGGUGAUAACCUAAGAAAUUUCUGCAGUAGAAAAUAUCAUGAAACUAUAUAUGUCCCUUAUAAAGUUGUGGCAUUUAGAGGAAUAUUUCAAAGAUGGGAGAUACGGAAAUUAAACAAAGCAGCAUCACUCUUUUUUCAUAGUGAAUUCAUCUUGUACAUGGAAUGACAAGCAUGUUUAGCAGUUUUUGCUCACAGUCUGGGCUUCUUUUCAUUGUUAACUGCUUUACAAACUUGAUAAUGUUCCUCACUGAUAAGAGGCUCCCUGGUAUUUAUUUUUGUUUAAAGACAAAUAUUUUUAAUACAGAGAAAAAAAAAGUUGCACAUAUGCCCCCAUAUGGCAAACUCUCAACUAGCAGUACCACAUGGCAGCAUUAAAUACCAGCUAUACCAACAGCAUGCAAAUACACUGUCACUAAAACCUAGCACUUUACGUUGCGAGUGUUUUUAGAUCUUAUUGACAGAUGAGAUUGUAAGAUCUCUCUUACAUUGAGAGAUCAGAUCUUACUGAGGUGGGUUUCAUGUGAUUGGACAAAUACAUAAAUAUUUGCUCCUUGGAAAGUAUUUAGAUAGUAGACAUGAAUGGUCUGCUUAUGAACCAUAGAUCUGAGAAACCGUUUUAGAUGAAAUUUCCAAUGUUAACGUUUUUGCAGAUGAAUUGCUUGGGCAGACUGCUAUGUUUCUCUGUUCUAGGACCGGUACUGGAUAAUACUAUUUAUCUCUUUAGGCCACCAACAUACUAUUAAAUUAGCUCCUUUUUGUUCCAAUGAGCGCCGAGUUGAUGGGAACACUGUGUGGAAGGUCGGUGCAUUGUUGACCAUUGCACAGUGAGCCUCCGAUGAGAACUGCGUUUCAAGAAGCUACGAGUCAUGAAAUAUAAAGCCCGUCAAUCAUGUCUAGCUUAGUUCAGGCCCCAGCUUUAUUUCUCAGCAUUCAGUUUUUAAUAAUAUCAGCAUCUUACAAAAAGCACAUUUGUCCUCUAAAAGGAAACAUGGUUACCAAGAAAAGCUUUUUCUAUUCUUUCUCUCUUACCUGAACCCUUGGCUUUAAUUGAACAAUAAAAUGUAUCAUGUAUGACGCUUUCCAUAAGUAUUGCUGAUGAUUUUGCAAAUAGGAGGUGGGCAGGUGGUUUGGUACUGUAUUUCCAGACUGGUCACAGACAUGGUGACCCUGAGCAAGUCACUCAGCCUCUCUGUGCCUCCGUUUUUUCAUCUGUAAAAUGGGAAUAGUUGCUGUCGUUCCCCACCUCAACAGCAUACUGAAGGAUCAGUCAAAGAAGAGGGAAAAAAAUCUAUAAGGUGCAUUGAUCCCAAAGAUGGGCAGAAUAUAGAUGUAGCGGUUAAUAAGUAAUGAAGACUUUGUUAUAUAACAACUUAAUUUAAAAAGUGUCUUUGCGUGGAUCUGAAUAUCAACUAACAUUUUGAAGUAUAACUUGAGAGUAGGUAGGUUUGAAAUGAAAUAGAUUUUUAGUGUUUAUGGUCACAAACAGUGUUAGUAAAUAUUCAUAGUGUCUGUUAUAGUCUGAGUGUGGGUUAAACUAUCUCAUUGUACUAAGCUGAUUUGCAGCACAUCUUGUUCUUUGAGUUCGACUUCACUGAUUUCAGAGGACUACAUAGUUAGAUCAAACCAUAGUCAUAGCAGUAUUUGUAGCGUAUCCUAGAAUCUUAGCGUUUCAGAGCCUUAGCGCUCCCUCAGUGCAAUUUCCUAUCUGAAGCGAGCGUCCUCCUGGUGACGUCACUGACAGGUGCUCGUGCAGCCUCUUCCUGAAGACUUUGGAAAAUGGGGUGUGUUGCUACCUCACUACUUCGAUGUGUACCUUCUGUUCAAAAAUUUCCUAAAACUUGGAACUAGUCACUUGUUACAUGGGAAGAGGCAAGCAUUUUAACUUUUGUAUCUAACACCGUCCUCCUAUAAAGGACAUAGGCUUACAAUAUUUGCCAGGUUUUAUUUUUGGCAUGGUUUCGAUUUGGUUUUUUCCUCCAUUUUGUUAAUAAUUUGAAAAUAUCUUCUUCCCUUUUUAUUUGUAUCUUCUCCCAUUUAGUAUUUAUGGUAGCAAGGAGGGAAAGGAUGUCUAUUUUUAAAAUGGACUGAAACCAUGGGCUUCUGUUCUUAUCUUACUAUGGCAACUGCAGUGAUUACUAUCUCUCAUUUAAAGAUUCUUCCAAAUGAGAAGCCAUUCCUUUCAGGUCAAUGCCUGAGAAGCAAUUUCAGGAGCUCUGGGGGCAGGGAGGCUGAUGGGACCCUAGAGUAGAGAAUAGGGUCUGAGAGUGUCCUUCCAAGGGACAUACAUGGCAUUUGACUGCAGUGCUGGCCACCAGGUAAGAAGGCUGUGAAACAAUGUGUCAAUUUUCCUUUAGCAAAUCAGGCUGGGGAACCUCCAUCCCAUCUUUGGAAGAGAAGCUGCGCUUGAUCUUGUUGCAAUCCAGCUUACCAGGUGGCCAUGUCAGGAUGAAUCAGCCUCAGACUCUACACCCUAUAGCAGUGAUUAUCUGUGCGUAGCCACCAAAUGAACUAUUUUAGACGAUUUUAAACAGCUGUUGGCAGUCCACUCUCAUCAGCUAUGGUCCAAGGUGGCCUUUCAGGCAGAAGAAUCACCAGCCAGAGUGGAUGUUUCUAAAAUAAAAGACCUGUACUCCAUGCCCCUUUUAAAAACGUCUGUUUUCACACAUGGUCACACGUUCAUCUCGGGCCAAAACUUGGUUUUAAAAGGCCUGUUUUCUGAAGGUGUCUUUGUAAGCAUUUCAUCGCUGGCUCUGUUAGUCGCCUGAUAAGUAGUAGCUAAUUCAUCAUUCCCUCAAUAUGAGAGGAACAUCUAUUAUAUUCAGACCCCCAGGCUGCCUCUGCAACCCGGCUAGGACCAAGUCCUCAUUUGUCAACUGAGAACAUAAACCUGUCAUAUUCAUUUGUCACCAAGGGAGGAAACUAUUGUAUUUGCAGAAAAUUUGCUUGCAUUUUUCUUUGGUUGGUCUUUGCUAUAGUCUGCUCGGCUUAAUGAGGUUUUUUACCUGCCUAUCUGUUUGUCUCUCCCACUCACCUUACACCAAAUUUUCCAAUAGGGAAAAUUCAUUUUUAUUCAAGAAAGGAGCAAAAAGUGCUCUUACGUGAAGCCUACAGAUAGUGCUUGCUUUGGGAAUAGAUGAUAUCUUCUUAUUUUGGUUGUAAACAUCAAUUUGAAUGGCAAUUAGAACAGGUUUUUAACCUCUUUCAAAAAGCACUUCUGUGGCAGACCUUUGAUGGAGUUACUCAACUGGCAUGCAAUUAGAAUUUUAUUUGCAUGGCUUUUUUUCUAAGUCUCUCUAAAAGAGCAUAAAACGUUCUUAAGAUUCAAGAAAUGAAGUUAUUCUCACAUCAAGGAUCAAUUGUAUUUUAUAUCUGCCUUUCAUGCCAUCUUCCUUUAUUUUUAUUAGUAUUAAUUCUCCUCAAAGGAAGUAAUUUUUAUUUUUUGCUGCAUUUAGUGGGUAGUAGCAGCUCUUUACCUUCUUUCCUGAACCCCAUAUUUAUAAUACUUUAUGGUAGAUUUUUAAAAUUGAUUAAUUCUAGCUGGUCUGGAAUCUUCAAGUAUUAAUUUAUACUGAACGUUCCCUCUUCUGGUAUUAUUUAGACUAGCUAAACAUUACAAUUUUCUUUUGUUGCUAUAAAUAUGCGUAGUUAUUUCCAUGUUCUUUGGAUGCUUUAUUAUAGUGAUUGUUGGGGCUGCUAUUAAUUAAAGGUAAACUAUAUGGAGUUAAGAAUUUUUAUACUAUGAACUAUUUAUUGAGAAUUUUCAGAAUUCCAUAGCUACUUGUCUUUAACACUUGUAAGAGGCAUGCAUUUUUCUCCCUUCAUGGUCUGAAAGUUAGUUUUCCCUUUGUUCAGGCAGGUGUCAAUGAGUUGUAUCUACUGGAAAACACACAUGUUUCAAAAAGUGGAUGUAUUGCAGAAAUGUGAUGUUUCCUUGCCUCGUAGGGAGUUUGGCCAGAAAGUUUUAUGUAUGGGUUUCAUUUUUAACAAAGCAUAAGGGCUUCCUUUUUUUACCGACUUGUGUGUGUGUGAAGAUGUAUUUGUUCAAGCUUCAAGAAAAGAAUAAACCUGUCAUUGUUCAAA